GGAGGACAGAGAAUCUGAAGACUCCAGAUGACAUCAAAGCUACUUUUCAACAGCCUUCUCAAUUUCCUUUCUCAGAAAGCAGAAGCUCAAACCUUGGAGACAGACGAACACUGAUAUUUGCAUUUAAUGGGGAACAAAAGAUGAAGAAGGAAAAGCAAUAUAUUCAGUAAGGAUUAAAUCUGCUUACUGCUAAAACCUAUGUUUAAAGGAAUUAUUCUGCUUCUUGCUUAGAAGUUGAUCAGCUUUGUGGCCAGACAGCAUUGGAAUUUGCCUGCGUUUGUCUUGUCAUUGCCAGAAGAAAUCUUGGUUGGAAUAUAACACAGUACAUCUGUAUCUGAUUGCUAUGGAAGGUGAAAAACGGACCCUCACUUAUUAAAAUUCCAUCUUAUUCACUCACAGAAAACCAUUCUUCAAAGUGAAUAGAAACCAAGCCCUUGUGAACACUUGUAUUGAACAUGACUCAUGGAGAAGAGCUUGGCUCUGAUGUGCACCAGGAUUCUAUUGUUUUAACUUACCUAGAAGGAUUACUAAUGCAUCAGGCAGCAGGGGGAUCAGGCACUGCCGUUGACAAAAAGUCUGCUGGGCAUAAUGAAGAAGAUCAGAACUUUAACAUUUCUGGCAGCGCGUUUCCCACCUGUCAAAGUAAUGGUCCGAUUUUCAAUACACACACAUACCAGGGAUCUGGCAUUCUGCAUCUCAAAAAAGCCAGACUGUUGCAGUCUUCUGAGGACUGGAAUGCAGCAAAGCGGAAGAGGCUGUCUGAUUCUAUCGUGAAUUUAAACGUAAAGAAGGAAGCUUUGCUAGCUGGCAUGGUCGACAAUGUGCCUAAAGGCAAACAGGAUAGCACAUUACUGGCCUCUCUGCUUCAGUCAUUCAGCUCGAGGCUGCAGACUGUUGCUCUGUCACAACAAAUUAGGCAGAGCCUCAAGGAGCAAGGAUAUGCCCUCAGUCACGAUUCCUUAAAAGUGGAGAAGGAUUUGAGGUGCUAUGGUGUUGCAUCAAGUCACUUAAAAACUUUAUUGAAGAAAAGUAAAGCUAAAGAUCAAAAGCCUGAGACCAGUCUUCCUGAUGUAACUAAAAAUCUCAUCAGAGAUAGGUUUAUAGAGUCACCUCAUCACGUUGGACAGAGUGGAACAAAGGUUGUGAGUGAACCCUUGUCGUGUGCCGCAAGACUACAGGCUGUUGCAAGCAUGGUCGAAAAAAGGGCUAGUCCUGCCACCUCCCCUAAGCCGAGUGUUGCUUGUAGCCAGUUAGCGUUACUCCUUUCAAGCGAAGCCCAUUUGCAGCAAUAUUCUCGGGAACAUGCUUUAAAAACACAAAAUGCAAAUCAAGCAGCCAGUGAAAGACUUGCUGCUAUGGCCAGAUUGCAAGAAAAUGGUCAGAAGGAUGUUGGCAGUUUCCAGCUUUCAAAAGGAGUGUCGGGCCAGCUUAACGGUCAGACGAGAACAUCAUCGAGCAGACUAAUGGGCAGCAAAAGUAGUGCUACAGCAUUUCCAAAUCCAGUGGGUGUCAUUCCUUCUUCUCCCAAAAAUGCAGGCUACAAGAACUCACUGGAAAGAAACAAUAUCAAACAGGCUGCUAAUAAUAGUUUGCUUUUACAUCUCCUUAAAAGCCAGACUAUACCUAAGCCAGUGAAUGGGCACAGUCACGGUGAGAGAGGCAGCAUUUUUGAGGAUAGCAGUACACGUAUGACUAUUGAUGAAUAUUCGGAUAACAAUCCUAGCUUUACAGAUGAUAGCAGUGGUGAUGAAAGUUCCUAUUCCAAUUGUGCUCCCAUAGACUUGUCUUGCAAACACCGAAUCGAAAAACCAGAAUCUGAACAGCCCGUUUCUCUAGAUAACUUAACUCAGUCUUUGCUAAACACUUGGGAUCCAAAAGUCCCAGAUGAAGAUAUCAAAGAAGAUCCAGAUACCUCCAAGAAUUCUAAGCUCAAUUCACAUCAGAAAGUAACCCUUCUUCAAUUGCUACUUGGCCAUAAGAAUGAAGAAAAUGUUGAAAAAAAUGCCAGCCCUCAGGGAGUACACAAUGAUGUGGGAAAGUUCAAUACACAGAAUUACACAAGGACUUCUGUAAUAGAAAGCCCCAGUGCAAAUCGGACUACUCCAGUGAGCACUCCACCAUUACCUACAUCAGCCAAAGCAGAGUCUCCCAUCAAUCUCUCUCAACACUCUCUGGUUAUCAGAUGGAAUUCCCCACCAUACGCCUGCAGUAGUCAGCUAACUAACACUGCAUCUAACCAUUCAGUGGACCUUACUAAAAGCAAAGAGUCACAGGGAGAGAAACCAGCCCAAAGUGAAGGUGCGCAAAACUCUGCAACGUUCAGUGCCAGUAAACUGUUACAAAAUUUAGCUCAGUGUGGAAUGCAGUCUUCAAUGUCCCUGGAAGAGCAAAGACCUGGCAAACAGCUGUUAAGUGUAAACACAGAUAAACCUGUAGGUAUGAUUGACAGAUUAAAUAGCCCUCUGCUCUCAAAUAAAACAAAUGCAGUUGAAGAAAAUAAAGCAUUCAAUAGUCAACCUACAGGUCCUGAACCAGGGCUUUCUGGUUCUGAAAUAGAAAAUCUGCUUGAAAGACGUACUGUCCUCCAACUGCUCCUGGGAAACCCUAACAAAGGUAAGAGUGAAAAGAAAGAGAAAAUUCCUCUAAGAGAUGAAAGUACUCAGGAACAUACAGAUAGAGCUGUAAGUGAACAGAUAUUCAUGGUGAAAAUAAAAUCUGAGCCUUGCGAUGACUUACAUAUUCAUAAUACAAAUGUGCACUUGAGCCAGGAUGCCAAGAGUGCCCCAUUCUUAGGUGUGGCUCCCACUGUGCAGAGAAGCACAGCUGCCUUACCAAUGUCCGAGGACUUUAAAUCGGAGCCUGUUUCACCUCAGGAUUUUUCUUUCUCAAAGAAUGGUCUGUUAAGUCGAUUGCUGAGACAAAAUCAAGAGAGUUACCUGGUGGAUGAUUCAGACAAGAGUCACAGAAAUAAUGAACUGACACUUCUAGAAUCAAAGAAUCUUUGCAUGGUCCCGAAGAAAAGGAAGCUUUUUACUGAACCAUUAGAAAAUCCAUUUAAAAAGAUGAAAAAUAACAUUGUUGACACUGCAAACAAUCACAGUGCUCCAGAAGUACUGUAUGGGUCAUUGCUUAACCAGGAAGAGCUGAAAUUUAGCAGAAAUGAUGUCGAAUUUAAAUAUCCUUCUGGUCAUGGUUCCGCCAGCGAAAGUGAACAUAGGAGUUGGGCCAGAGAGAGCAAAAGCUUCAAUGUUCUGAAACAGCUGCUUCUCUCAGAAAAUUGCGUGCGAGAUUUGUCCCUACACAGAAGUAACCCUAUUGUCGACAGUAAAAAGAAAGGACACAAAAAUAAUGUGACCAAUAGCAAACCUGAGUUCAACGUUUCUUCUUUAAAUGGACUGAUGUACAACUCCACUCAGCCCACCAGUUGCAUGGAUAACAGGACAUUUUCAUACCCAGGAGUAGUAAAAACUCCCAUGAGCCCUCCUUUCCCUGAGCACUUGGGUCUGCCUAGACCAGACUCUGGGCAUUUGAAUGGGUAUUCCAUGCCCAGUGAGAAAGGGCCCAUUAAGUGGGUUAUCACAGACGUGGAUAAGAAUGAGUAUGAAAAAGACUCUCCAAGACUGACCAAAACUAACCCAAUACUGUAUUAUAUGCUCCAGAAAGGAGGCAAUUCUGUUACCAGCCGAGAAACACAGGACAAGGACAUCUGGAGGGAGCCUUCGUCUGCUGAAAGUGUCUCACAGGUUACAAUCAAAGAAGAGUUACUUCCUGCUGCAGAAACUAAAGCUUCUUUCUUUAAUUUAAGAAGCCCUUACAAUAGCCAUAUUGGAAAUAAUGCUUCUCGCCCACACAGUGCAAAUGGAGACGUUUAUGGACUUCUGGGAAACGUGCUAACAAUAAAAAAAGAAUCAGAAUAAAAUGUACCUGCCAUCCAGAUUUGGAUCUUUUUGAAACUAAUUAGUAUGAACUUGAGAUCUGUAUAAAUAAGAGCAUGAUUUGAGAAAAGCAUGGUAUAACUGAAACUUUUUUCAUUUUGAAAAGUAUUGGUCUCUGGUGAUGUUUAAAUAUGCAUACUAACUUUUGCUUAACAUUAGAUGUCAUGAGAAAAACUACUGAACUUGCAAUUGGUUGUUUAACACUUCUGUAUGCAUCAGAUAACAACUGUGAGUAGCCUAUGAACGAAAUUCUUUCAUAAUCAUAUAACGGGCAUAAAUUAAAAGGUACAACUCCAUCCAUAGGGGAUUAAUGCAUUUUGCUGCCUUUAUUAGGGUACUUCAUUUUGCUUUUCAGACAUCAGCCUACAUAACAUUUUUUAAAACCCAAACUGUUAACUAACUCUUCAAAGACAAUUAUUGAAGAAAAGCCCUAAUGCUGAUUUACAUCUCCUUAUCCAAUUUAAAAAUAAAUUAGAAAUAAAUGUGCUUACAUUUUUCACUUUUGCUAAAAAACAUACUUAUUUUUAACUCUUGGAAGUAGUUUUUUGGUUCCCAGUGUGUCUGCCCCACUAAAGUCCUUUUCAAUAUAUACAUCUUUAAACCUUGUACUACUUAAUAAAAGUUGGUUACAAUUGAGGGAAGUUUGAUAGACCCUUUUAAAAAAAGGCAGAUUUUUGUAUUUUAACUACUUUACUAAAUUGAUACUCCUCCUUUUACAGAAUUAGGAAAGUUAACAUUUAUCUUCAGGUGGUUUUCUGAAUAGUUGAAUAUUUAAGAAAUUGUUUUUAACACAAAACGGUUUUUCUUUAGAUGUUUUUCACCAUCUCUUGUAAAAGUUAAUUCUCACCAUUCCUGUGGUAGCUGUGAGUCAUGACCAGGAUUCCUUAAAGCCGGACUCAGACCAUUUGCAUUAGAAUCAUCUGGAGCAUUUGUUUUAAAAUGAAGAUUCACAGGCAUCUCAGAUCUGCAGAACCAGAAUCUCUGCUCAGUGAACCUGGGAGUCUGCCGUCUGCAUCCUAACAUGCUCCUUAGGUGUUUCUUCUGCACACUGAAGUUUGAGAACCACUGCUUAUGACUUUUCUCAGAACAUGGGGACUGUAAAAAAAAAAAAAAAAAAGUCAACUAUUUGAUGCCUAUAUUUUCCCCAGUACAGUUACACAUCAGCUCAAAAUUUGCAGUAGUAGAGUUCAUAUUAUUACUGUUGUGUCUUUGAAAAUCGGGUUCAGAACACUUUUUAUGACAAAACAAUUGGGUGGAGGGGACAACUUUCAUAUCUGGCUCAACAUCUCAGGAAAAUCUGUGAUUAUGUGUUCUAAUGAGUAACAUCUAUGUAAUUAGCCUUAGGAAUGGAAUAACAGGGCCACUUACCAAACUCAGGUGAUUCGAGGAUGAUUUGGAAACUUCUCCUGAAUACAUCCUUAACUUCUAUUAAAACCAUUGUCCUAAGUAAAAACAGUGCUGACAAAGAUUAAAGCAGUUCAAACCCAAGAAAGGAACUAAACUCAGAUUGACUAAACAAAAAAGUGCAAAGGGCAAAUGUACAUGACAGAAUUAUACACAAUUACUCCAUUGGGUGUAUUAUUUUAAACAAGUGAUUAAAAGUAAACAUUGUCUUAGAAAAACUUAAUGUAUUAUUGAGCCACAUGGGGUUUUGAUCUUGAAACAAGUCUGUUUUUAAGUUCAAUUUUUACAAGGCACAAUUCAUUCGCCGGGUAAUAUUUUUGAUUUUAACUAUGAACCAGAUUAGUAACUGACCUAUCAAAAAUUAUUAUAUGAUCACUAUUAAUUAGCAGGAAAUUCAUUUAAAGUCAUCGUACUUGAAUUGUUUCUAAGAUUUUUUAUAUUAAAAAUGGUUGUUAUUUCCUAAUAUGAUCUAAAACCUUCCUAAGUGGUUAUGUUUUUUCUCAAAAUGAUUUGUAAAAAAUUUCUGGAGAUAUUAUACAAUAAUAAGCAGCAGUGAGUAUUAUGCUACAUUAUGGAGAGGUAAAGCAUAUGCUUAUUCUAAAGUGAAAUUCCACUGGCCAGUGAUCGUAUUCUACUCCAUAUCCAUAAAGUGACAAUCUUAUUGUCAAUACUAUAUAAGUAAGCUUUUAAACAAGUCAUUUUUCUCAGUCAUUGUUGAAAGGUCUGGAGCCUUAGAGAUACAUCAGAAAAAAAUGUGGGUAUUCUCCCUUGGUAAGAGGUAAAGGGGAUUUGUAAAAGGGUGUGAAAAUUAGGACGGGAAAAGAACAUCAUGGGCCAGCAUUGCUAUUUCGGGUUGGUUUUCUGUUUGGGGUUUUUUGUUUGUUUUUUGGUUAUUUUUGUUGUUAAAGGAAUGAAAAUACGUAGUACUUAAAUAAAUGUGACCACAAAGAAUAGUGUUCUGAUUUACUAGAGAAUGUUCCCAAUUUGAGUUUUGGGUGAUUUUAAAGAACAGUGAGAAAAGGGCAUACAUCUACAAAAUCACUUUGUUUAUGCAUAUGUAGAUACAAGGAUGCAAUAUACACAUUUUCAAGGACUAUUUUAGAUACUAGACCAUUUCUGCAGAAUAAAGUCAUUUGCAAAAGGGUACUACAGCUCUCAUUGACAUCAGUAAGGUAGCAUUCGUUACCUGUUCUCUGCUGCAUCUUACAGAAGAGUAAACUGGUGAGAGAAUAUAUUUUAUAUAUAUAUAACAUGUAUAUAUAUAUAUAUAUAUUGACUUGUUACAUGAAGAUGUUAAAAUCAGUUUUUAAAGGUGAUGUAAAUACUGAUUUCCUUAAUGAAAAAUACAUAUUUUGUAUUGUUCUAAUGCAACAGAAAAGCCUUUUAAUCUCUUUGGUUCCUGUAUAUUCCAUGUAUAAGUGUAAAUAUAAUCAGACAGGUUUAAAAUUUGUGCAUGUAUGUAUACAGUUGCAAGUCUGGACAAAUGUAUAGAAAAAUCUUUUAUUUAAGUUGUGAUUACCUGCUGCAUGAAAAGUGCAUGGGGGACCCUGUGCAUCUGUGCAUUUGGCAAAAUGUCUUAACAAAUCAGAUCAGAUGUUCAUCCCAACGCGACAGUAUUCCAUUUCUGGACAUGACUUUCUGUGGUUUAAGCUUUGUGAAAGAAUGUGCUUUGAAUCCAAGGGUCUUAAAAACUUUUUUUUUUAAUCAAGUCAACCACUUUUCAAUAUAAAGAAUUUACACAGCUACUUUCAUGACUUUCUAAUGCCAUUGGAAACAUACCAGAAGUAUUCUAGAAUUAGCAAAUGCUGGAAUACAAGCACAUUGCCGUUCAUAGUAAGAAUUCUGGGGUUUACACAACCAAUUUUGAUGCAAUCUGCUCAGUAAUAUAAUUUGUCAUUUGUAUUAGAAAUUUAAUUUCUUCAUGUGAUGUCAUGAAACUGUACAUACUGCAGUGUGAAUUUCUUUUUGUUUUUUAAUCUUUUAGUGUUUACUUCCUGCAGUGAAUUUGAAUAAAUGAGAAAAAAAUGCAUUGUCUCUGGUUUGAAAUGAUUGUUAUUUUCUAGCCUCUCUGAUUUUCAGGGUUUUUUGUAAACAUAAAACCCAUUGCUACUAAAAUAGCAGUAAUUCUUCAAGGAUGUUUUAGUCUCCUCAAAAGAUUAAGAAAGGCAGCCAGCAAGUCAGUGGAUGUAUAGAGUGUUCCAAAAGUCACACGUAAAGUUACUAUACACAGGAGAAAUGGGAAAUUGUAGGUAAAUGUCUUUUUAUUUACAAUAUAUUUGUUAUGAAAUUAUACAAAGAGAUGGCUACCAACAUGUAGAGAGUAUUUUGUAAAUGUGUGUGUUGACUUUAUGGGUGACUUGGGAAACCCUGUAGAAAUAAGGUAAUUAAAGCAUAGCCCAAAAUGACAAUGAGCCUCUCUUUUCUCUUCUGCUUCAAUUUGUUAACUAGGUGACCAUUGUAGAUUUUUAAACUGGAAAAGAAUUUACACAAUGUUCAGACACAGAAUUGACUGCACAUACCCACACACAUUUUAAGGUAAGAUUUUAUUACAGGGCUUUUAGCCACUUUUCAAUGGGCAUCAAGUUUAUUUUAAAUAGAAUAAAGGUCAAUAAUUUUUCAAAAAUGAAUGUGUGCACGCAUACACAUAUUAAGUAUAUACUAUGUGUGUGUAGGUAAUGAGUAGUUGGGAACAAUAAGCAAGAUUCAUAUAUAAUAGAGACCAGCUUCUUUGGGGGAGAGGACCCUAACCUGUGUAUCUGUUAAAUGAGCAAUUUAGUGGGCUCACGAAGCCAAUACUAUCGCACUGGGUUUUGAGUAAAUAUUGAGAGUCAACUGACUAAAAUACUGGAGGAAAUGUGUAAAUCUGUCUUCCCAAGCUGAGACUGGUCAGGUUUUACAAGUGUGGGCAUGAGGGAGGCAUGAUCUGAUUGGCUUUGGAGUGAGGCUAGGAGAGUGGAACCUGCCAUGAGGCAAUACCAGGUCUCCAUCGGAUUGGAUCCUAGAACUUCUAAUGUUCACUUCUUAAUUCAUUUCCCCUCUCCUCUGUGUGAAUACUUACUUUCCUUCUGUGGUUGUACACUAGAUUCAACUGGGCACACUCAGCUUACCUGACCCUCAACCUGCUGGUCUAUAACAACUGAAAAAAAAAGUUGAGCUAGAUUGGUGUGGUGUGGUUACAUACUCUGAUGAACUUAGGCCUAGGGAUUUUUAUUUUUGCAAAUUAUAUUAAUGGUAAUUUAGAAAGAAGACAUUUUCCCAAAGAUGGGCUGGCUCUGUUCUCUGGGACUUAAAUAGGUCUGUUGUAAUUGAUACAGUUUCUCUUCUUAACAAGUUUGUUUAAAAACAUCUAAAAACUGCUCCAAUAAUAGAAACACAUUCUACUGUUCUACAUUAUUAAAAAGUUGAAAAGAUCUACUUCACUAUAUGUAUAGAUGCUGACAUCAGAAUGAGACAUGCACAAACAUUUUUUUUUUGUACUUACGUGACAAAAACGCAUGACAAGUGCCCCAAGUAAUAAAUUGCCUUUAAGGGAUUUUUAUGAUGAGAACCACCAAUUAGCAAUUCUUGCACCAGUUUUUUUUAAUAUUGAGGGUCUUUAAAAAUCAAAUCAGAUGAAAAUCAUGCUAUGUAAGCUUCUAUUUCAAACUUAUUAAAAGUGUAGAAAAUAACAAAAAAUUUUUGAAAUUUCUUUUCCUAACAUUAGUAUCACUAACAUGUGACCUGUUUGGCCCUAAAAAAAUGUUUUAAAUGUUCAUUAUAAAGCAAACCAGUCCUUUUGGAAAGAUGUUUGGAGAACACUUAGAGAACUAAAAAUAGAUCUGCCAUUCGAUCCUAUAAUUCCUCUACUAAGUAUAUACCCAGAAGACCAAAAAUCACAUUAUAACAAAGACAUUUGUACUAGAAUGUUUGUUGCAGCCCAAUUCAUAAUUGCUAAGUCAUGGAAAAAGCCCAAGUGCCCAUCGAUCCACGAAUGGAUUAAUAAAUUGUGGUAUAUGUACACCAUGGAAUAUUAUGCAGCCUUAAAGAAAGAUGGAGACUUUACCUCUUUCAUGUUUACAUGGAUGGAGCUGGAACAUACUCUUCUUAGUAAAGUAUCUCAAGAAUGGAGGAAAAAGUAUCCAAUGUACUCAGCCCUACUAUGAAACUAAUUUAUGGCUUUCACAUGAAAGCUAUAACCCAGUUAUAACUUAGGAAUAAGGGAAAGGGGGAAA
Molecule: messenger RNA, 9550 nt
Organism: Nycticebus coucang (slow loris)
Lineage: Eukaryota; Metazoa; Chordata; Mammalia; Primates; Lorisidae
Gene: NRIP1
Product: nuclear receptor interacting protein 1
Exons: 2
Coding region: 456-3917 (1153 amino acids)
Biological process (GO): regulation of transcription by RNA polymerase II
Cellular component (GO): nucleus
Molecular function (GO): transcription coregulator activity; signaling receptor binding
Source: RefSeq, a predicted model, not a curated record